AUGAAGACGUUAACAUUAGUGUUUAUUUUAGGGCCACUAGUUCUGACUGAAGCAUUUCUCAUAAAAGUUCCGACUACAGUCACAACUUCGAGAAUUGCACCAGUCGGAUGGGUUCAUGUACAAAAGUUACUACUACCGUUAUUUGAAAAUGUUUGCGAAGAAAGUUCAGAUCCUACAGUGGUUAGAUUAAAUGAAGAAUUUAAACUGGAUCCGACACUCGGAAAUUAUUUGAAACCAGAUGUCAUCGAUAACCUUCUAAACUUGAAAUCCACGAAAGGCUUAUUAGGAAAGGGACAAAUAUUUACUGAAUAUAAUUCUGAUCACUUAGAUGAACUCAAAGCGGUAUUCGACGUAUUAUAUUAUGCGAACGAUUUCAACACUUUUUACAAAGCUGCUUGUUGGGCGAGACAAAGUCUAAAUUGUGGUUUAUUUGUUGACGCUGUAUAUUUGGCUAUUUUAAAUAGACGUGACACGGAAAAAAUAUCUGUACCACCACCAUACGAACUGUUGCCUAAUUAUUUCAUUCGAAAAGAUUUUAUUAUUAAAGCAUCUUCAUUAAUAAGAGGCGAAGAAAUUACAACAGAUACUGUUCGAAACGAAGGCAAUGCUUAUAUUUUAGAUGUUAAUUACACAACAAACUUUUACGAUGACAGUGACGUCAAUUUGGCUUACUUCCAUGAAGAUGUUGGCUUAAAUUCCUAUUAUUUCUUAACAAAACUUAAAAACUGUCGAUGGCUUAACGAUAAUGGAUCCGUUAAAAACAAUGGACAGUACAUAUAUCAUACACUUAAGCAAUUAAAUGCAAGAUAUAAUUUGGAAAGAUAUGCCAAUGGAUUACCAGAAUUAGUUGGAAUAGAUUGGGAUUACCUCAACGAGUCCCCUUACGAUCCUAUGCUAAUAUAUUCAAAUGGAAAUAGUUUCAGUGAGAGAAUGUCUAUUAAUAACAAUAAUGAUCUCAUAACUGUGCUUAAAAAUAUGGAAAGCAAUCUUCCCGCCGUUGUUAUGCACAUGAGAGACAAUGGGUACAACAAAUCCGAAAUACUCAACCACUUAAUGGACAUACUAGUAAAGGAUGAAAGGAGUUACGAAAACCUAGCACUACAAGUUCUUAGUGGUUCCGAUUCAGACUCUUAUUCGGUUUUAAAACACUACAUGACAACUGUAAGAGAUCCCAUCUUCUGGAAAUUAAAUAAAAAAAUUGUUGAUAUGGUAGACAAUGCUUUAAGUAUUUUGCCAACAUAUACAAGAAAUCAACUUUAUUUCCCCGGAGUUGAAGUACAAAACAUAGAAGUCAAAAAAAUGACAACAUCAUUCGACAGUUUCGAAUUUGAUGUCACUGAUGCUUUAAAAACGGAGAGUGAUGAAAUCAAGUUUCAAAUUAAGAUGUCUCAAAACAGAUUGAAUCACAAACCCUUUGCAGUUAAAAUUAAUGUCGCAUCUUUAGUAGCUCAAAAAGCACUAAUUAAAAUAUUUAUCGGUCCUAAGGUAAUGCCGGGUGAACUAGCCAAGAAGAAGAACCUCUUUAUGUUAUUAGACUGCUUUGAAGCUAGUUUAAAAAUAGGUAGUAAUGUAGUAACAAGAACAUCAAAUGAAAUGACUGACUUUUCUGAAGACCUUAUCUCACAAGAUGUUGUAUAUAAAAAAGUGUUGGAUACCGAAUUUGGAAUAGAUGCGUUGCCUCUAAAAUCAGUUUCAUCACAAAUCAAGUUCCCUUCUCGAUUAGCCCUUCCUAAAGGUACCAGCACUGGUUUACCACUGCAGGUAUUUGUUUUUAUAGCUCCUUACAUAAAAGCGAAUAUUGGUGGAUCAAGAACUAAUGUGGAAUUAAAUUCCGAUGCAAUAUUUUCUCCUGGAUACCCUCUUGAUUUAGAUAUAGAAAUACAAGAUUUAUUUAAUUUACCAAAUGCUUUAGUUAAAGAUAUCAUUAUAACACACAAGAGUGAAAGUCUUAAUAUAGAUGGUAAGCCUGGCAAUAAUUACAAAGAUGGUGUCAACAAUAAAUUAUGGCAAAAGGAUGAAAUAGAUUAUGUAAACCAAAAUAAUUUGUUAGGUUUGGCUGAGCGACCUGCAUUUACAAAGAAAACAUUUGACUAUAAAUCUAAAAAGAACCAAUAUGGAAAACGGCCAGACUAUUCUAAUAAAUUCACUGAAAAAGACAAGGAAAUUAAGAUUAAUGAACAAAAUCUAGAUAAAAACGAUGCGAUAUCUGAAGUGAAUCCUGAACCCGAAAACAUGGAGAUUAUAAAUAACAUUUACAUUACUCCUGAAAUGAGCCGGAAGGUUGAAUUGGACACAGACGAAAAUCUAAGAAAUGGUUAUAAAUUUUUAUUAGAUAAAGAUGAAAUGAAUAAUAUAAUACAUAAAGAAGUAAAUGAAGAAUACAAUAUAAAAAAUAAAUUCAUCCCAAGUAACGAUAAGGAUGUAUCUUAUAAAGUAGUCGUAGACAAAGAUGACCUUAAUAAUAUUUUACAUAAAGAAGUAAAUGAAGAAUACAAUAUAAAAAAUAAAUUAAUCCCAAGUAACGAUAAGGAUGUAUCUUAUAAAGUGGUGGUAGACAAAGAUGACCUUAAUAAUAUUUUACAUAAAGAAGUUAAUGAAGAAGUUAAAAGUAAGUUUAACAAAUAUGAAAAAGAUACAAAAGUAGAUAAAGAUAUAGAAAAUAUAAAAGUGGUUCAUGUUUAUGUGGAUAAAGAUGAUAAAAAUGAUAUUACAAAUCAAAAAUGGACUGAAAACAAUGUUAAACCUCAUGGCCUACUUGGUAUGCCAGGAAAAAGGUUUUCUAAUUUCUUCAAUAUAGUGUUUGAACCCCAAAAAUUAGAUGACAAAGUUUACGUUUAA
Molecule: messenger RNA, 2838 nt
Organism: Danaus chrysippus (African queen)
Lineage: Eukaryota; Metazoa; Arthropoda; Insecta; Lepidoptera; Nymphalidae
Source: the annotation of a GenBank genome assembly